This is a messenger RNA of Tauraco erythrolophus (red-crested turaco), 1045 nucleotides long. Lineage: Eukaryota; Metazoa; Chordata; Aves; Musophagiformes; Musophagidae. The record is from RefSeq and is a predicted model, not a curated record.
CAUGCAUUUUCUCCCACAGGGCAAAAUCUCUGAUCAAGUUUACAACUAUCCAGAGGGCUUAGGAGAAGUGCUUUAUAGAGAACAGUUCGACUUCAACGCUGAGCCACCUUGGGAACCUAGCUGAUGAUAGUAGGGUUCCAUCUCCUAACUUGUCCAUUUUGUUGCAUAAUUUAAGGACCCGGAUAUAAGGCUUGGAAGCCCAUCCCUUGUGUUUCUUGGUUUAUGACUGUCGGCUUUGUGGAAUACGGCUGAGAUGAAAGGAUUUCUUGAGGAUGCAAAUUACUCCAUUGGCCUGUUGGAUGAAGGAGCAACUCUUGCAGAUGUUAUUGACAACUGUAUUUAUGAACAUACUCAUGCUGGAAAAAGAGCAUUUUAUGUUGGCGAUCUUGGAAAACUUGUGAAGAAGAACAUACAAUGGCAGAAUGUGAUGGCACCAAUAAAACCAUUUUAUCCUGUAAGAUGCAAUUCUACUCCAGGUGUACUCGAAAUUUUGGGAACCCUUGGUGUUGGAUUUGCAUGUUCCAGUAAAUCUGAAAUGGCAUUGGUACAAGACCUGGGCAUUUCUCCUGAAAACAUUAUCUAUACAAAUCCUUGCAAGCAAGCUUCUCAGAUAAAGUAUGCAGCAAAAGCUGGGAUAAACGUCAUGACUUGUGACAAUGAUACUGAACUGAAGAAAAUCGCACGUAACCAUCCAAAUGCUAAGCUCUUACUGCACAUUGCCACAGAAGACAUCACUGCUGAUGAGGAGGUGAACAUGAAGUUUGGCACCACCCUGAAGAACUGUAGGCACCUUAUGGAAUGUGCUAAGGAGUUGGGAGUCCAAAUAGUUGGUGUCAAAUUUCAUGUUUCAGGCUCUUGCAAGGAACUGCAAACGUACAUUCAUGCUAUAUCUGAUGCUCGGUGUGUGUUUGACAUGGCUGAAGAAUUUGGCUUUAAGAUGAACAUGUUGGAUAUUGGUGGGGGCUUCACAGGUUCAGAACUUCAGCUGCAAGAGGUAUGUAGGGUAUUGGAAGCUGAAACUCUUUAUUUUGAUUUAAGAAGUUGA